AUGGCCAUCCAAUGCUCAGUGAUCAUAGGCCUCAACAAGCGCCACAAAGUUACCAAAAACGUUUCCAAGCCAAGAUCCUGCCGCUGCUGUGGGCGCUUGGCCGCACACACCAAGUUUGUGAGAGAUAUGAUCUGGGAGGUGUGUGGAUUUGCUGCUUAUGAGAGGUGGACCAUGGAAUUAUUAAAGGUCUCCAAGGAUGGAGAGCCCUUAAGUUCAUCAAAAAAAAGAGUGGGAACUCACAUCCAGGCCAAGAGGAAGAGAGAGGAGGUCAGCAACAUCCUAACCGCCAUGAGAAAGGCUGCUGCCAAGAAGGACUAA
Messenger RNA from Vombatus ursinus (common wombat), 318 nucleotides. Its product is annotated as 60S ribosomal protein L36-like. The transcript has a single exon. Gene Ontology annotation, biological process: cytoplasmic translation. The record is from RefSeq and is a predicted model, not a curated record. NCBI's taxonomy places the organism in Eukaryota, Metazoa, Chordata, Mammalia, Diprotodontia, Vombatidae. Gene Ontology annotation, molecular function: structural constituent of ribosome. Bases 1 to 318 code for a protein of 105 amino acids. Gene Ontology annotation, cellular component: cytosolic large ribosomal subunit; ribosome.